Messenger RNA from Rhinichthys klamathensis goyatoka, 706 nucleotides. It is a transcript of the gene hint2, whose product is annotated as histidine triad nucleotide binding protein 2. Gene Ontology annotation, cellular component: cytoplasm; mitochondrion. Lineage: Eukaryota; Metazoa; Chordata; Actinopteri; Cypriniformes; Leuciscidae. The transcript is spliced from 5 exons. The record is from RefSeq and is a predicted model, not a curated record. Gene Ontology annotation, molecular function: hydrolase activity. Bases 24 to 545 code for a protein of 173 amino acids.
CAGCACAUGAGAGUUGAUCUUCUAUGGAACAUGGACGCUGUUUGUCCUUAAACAGUGCAAUGACAGCCCGUAGUAUUUUACUAACCCGGCAAGUGUUGCCUCUUGGACGUCAUUUACGGCGUGCCUUACCCGUGAAGAGCUUCUGCUCUUCCACGCGUGAUGAGGUUCGCUUGGCAAAGGAGGCCAGCAAGAAGUACGGAAAACCGGAACCCACUAUAUUUUCUAAAAUAAUUGACAAAACUAUUCCUGCAGUUAUCAUUUAUGAAGACGAGAAGUGUCUAGCAUUUAGAGAUGUAAAUCCUCAGGCUCCUGUUCAUUUCCUGGUUAUUCCAAGGAUUCCCAUUCCCAGGAUCAGUGAAGCACACAAUGAUGAUGCACAGCUCCUGGGUCAUCUCUUGAUUGUGGCCAAAAACAUAGCGAAGAAAGAAGGACUGGAUGAAGGGUACAGAGUUGUCAUUAAUGAUGGAAAAAAUGGGGCGCAGUCUGUGUAUCACCUUCACAUUCAUGUUCUUGGAGGACGGCAAAUGAAAUGGCCUCCAGGAUAGAUGGACCUACUGUCAGAAUAAAAGUAAUUUUCUGCAUUUUUUUGGAGGAGAUUACUGAUCUAAAAACUUUUUAAAACGGUUGGAUAUUAUCAAAAAAUGUUUGUCAGAUAAUGAGAGAGUGGAAAAAUGUAAUACUGUUACAUUAAAACAUUUUUACUGGA